Molecule: messenger RNA, 6358 nt
Organism: Oncorhynchus keta (chum salmon)
Lineage: Eukaryota; Metazoa; Chordata; Actinopteri; Salmoniformes; Salmonidae
Product: serine-rich adhesin for platelets-like
Exons: 4
Coding region: 943-5343 (1466 amino acids)
Source: RefSeq, a predicted model, not a curated record
GAAAGGCGUUGCAGCUUGUGUAUGGCUUGUUUCUCCCUCCUGUAGGGCCCCUGGACUGGGCGGGAGAAAAGGGGAGGGAGAAAGAGAAUGAAAGAAAGAAAAACAGAAGAUGGACAGACGGAGAGAUAGAGAGUGACGAACAGACAGAGAGAUAGAGAGUGACGAACAGACAGAGAGAUAGAGAGUGACGAACAGACAGAGAGAUAGAGAGUGACGAACAGACAGAGAGAUAGAGAGUGACGAAUAGACAAGUAAACAGGCAGAUACAGACAGACAGACAGACAGACAGACAGACAGACAGACAGACAGACAGACAGACAGACAGACAGACAGACAGACAGACAGACAGAAAAUCCUUACAUGACUUCCGUGCCAAAGAGAGCCAAAGGCUUUAAGCUAUACUGUGGUCACAUUGGAUUUAACUGUAGCAGCAAGGACAGGCCAGCCCAGGACAGGACACACCAGGACAGGCCAGCCCAGGACAGGCCAGCCCAGGACAGGCCAGCCCAGGACAGGCCAGCCCAGGACAGGCCAGCCCAGGACAGGCCAGCCCAGGACAGGCCAGCCCAGGACAGGCCAGCCCAGGACAGACCAGCCCAGGACAGGCCAGCCCAGGACAGGCCAGCCCAGGACAGGCCAGCCCAGGACAGGCCAGCCCAGGACAGGCCAGCCCAGGACAGGACACACCAGUGUUGUUGAGAUGGUAAUCACUGCAUAUCCCUGAGGUGUGUUGUUGCCUUGGAGACACCAAGAUGUGAAGCAAUCCCAGGAGAACAAUCGUUGUGAAAACAAAGUGGAAAGUGAUCAGUGCGCUCCAACACCACUCAGUACCAACAGCAGGGGGAUAGAAUAGACAGUUCUCAGAGAGAGGUGAACAGAGAUUAUUUCAUAGAACCAGCCAAUCACCCUUCAGAGGCAGAGGAAGAGGACUCCAAGGCAGACAUGUUGUCCUCCACGCUGGAGUCAGCUCUCGCCCCUCACUGGAGUGUCCGAAUACGCAGGAACAAGCGGGGUGUCGCCUGCACCAACAUUGGCGUGGUUAGCAAGGCAACCAGCGAGCCCGGACAGGAACCCCAAGGGAGUGGACUGGAAGUGGGCGAGGGGGGAACAUUUUUGAAGCUGCACGACCCUCUUGGGACUGACUCUGUAGUACAACAACAACAACAACAACAGUUUUUGGAGACCAAGAACCAACGUGUUGGGGAGAGGGGGUUGACCCUCGGAUCUCAAGCCCAUGAGAGGGCUUCAACCCUGGCUAGCAGCAGAAGCACAGUGGGGGGCUGGUUUGAGGGGAGUACCCCCAGCCACAAACUAGACCACCCAACGAAGGCCCCAGUUUCUAAUUCUGUCUCUCUGGAUGUGAGUUGGGGGAGGCUGAACAACAGAGGGGUAGAAGGUGGAAUUGACUUCCCUGAUACUCCCACCUCUCCAUUCUCUCCAAACCUGAAUGUACACAGGGGAGUGUCACAGGCUGGUCGUCAAGGAGACCAGCAGUCACUGCUGAGUUCCAAACUAACAACCAGUAGCCACCUUCUCUCCCUAAGGAGGCUCAACACUAUUGCUAGCUCCACCCACUCAGAGACCAACGCUCCCUCUAUCUCCUCUCCAACCAAUCACAGGGAUGGAGAGACUUCAGGUCCACAUUUCUCUCCAACUGUAAACAAUGACAGAGCAUCACAGACAAUUAGGGCACACCUUUCCUUAACCUCAUCCAAUGACGGAGACAGAGAGAGGUCCAAGUCCCUCCCCUAUUCAGCUUCCCCCACUUACAGGACAACAGAGAGGUCAAGGCCCCUCCCCUUACCAACUUCCAAAAACAGAGAAGCAGACACACACAGAACACACCUAUUUUCAACCUCGCCCAAUUACCAAAACACAGAGGGCACACCCCGUACCAACCUUCCCCAGACUUCCAGGGUUUAUCCCAACAAAACCUUCCCUAGUAAGCAGACUCUUUUGUUUAGUGGUGUAGAGAGACGUCCGCCCUUAGAGAGAUCAGGUGCAACCACAGUCCAUCUGUCUUCCUCUCCCCCAUCCCAAUAUGGCCACCUGGAAUCUCUAAGGAGUCAGCCUCUUCCCAGAGAAACCACACGGAGGUCUACUAGCCGGAGACAAUACACCAGUCUAGAGGAUAGUGGGUCUAAUCUCAGUUCCCCCCUCCUCAGUCCCACUACCACCACCACUAUCAACCACAACAACAACAACCACACAUCCAGCCUCUCAAGCACUUCUAGCAACAAUAACACAGGCCCCUGCAGCACCAAUGAUAUCACAGGUGUUAAUCCCCAAAGCAGCAUCAAUAACUCCAAUAACACAGGCCCCUGCAGCACCAAUGAUAUCACAGGUGUUAAUCCCCAAAGCAGCAUCAAUAACUCCAAUAACACAGGCCCCUGCAGCACCAAUGAUAUCACAGGUGUUAAUCCCCAAAGCAGCAUCAAUAACUCCAAUAACACAGGCCCCUGCAGCACCAAUGAUAUCACAGGUGUUAAUCCCCAAAGCAGCACCAAUAACUCCAAUAACACAGUGCAAAACCCCCACACCUCCCCAUCCCAACUGCAGUCCCCUAAAACUGCCUACACCCCUACCACAACCCCCCAACCACUAAUACUUAAAACCAGCUACGUCCCCAGUAACCCUACCCCCUACACCCAACCGUUGUCCCCAGCCAGCUACACCCCCAUAUCCCUGAGUAUGACCACCACCCUGGACCCCUCUACUCCUCCCUUCUCCCCACUCAGCGCACCACCUCUUGGGGAGAGGACGUUCACAGGCAGCCUGGCCCGCUCCCCUAAGAAACACCAGUACCCGGUGGAAGAGAGGGUAACAUCACAUAGAGUGUGGCAUGAGUCUCUGGAGCCACAACGCUCUGAGGAAACCAGUAGGAGGCUGUCACAGUCUCAUUCACGUCAGAGCCCAGCUGACCUGACCAGCACUACGGCCCCAACCAGACCCAUCCGUAGUGUAGGGUGUCCUGCCAUCUUCACCUCCCUGAGAUUGGGGAGCCCCACCUGGGCUAUGUCACUUCUGUCUCCCCAAACCCCCAGGACCACCAAACUACAGGUCUGGAGGGGAGACUCAAUGCAUAAUUUAUCCAUAAUGCAUGAUACAACGGUGAAGGGGGGGGGGCGAGCUCUCUCAGAGCGUGUUAGCAACCACAAUUCACGGUUCACAUUCGACCACACGGGAACAGACUCGACCGCACUAGGACCACAGAGGAAGACGUCUGCCCCUCUCUCCCUUCCUGAUUUUGUGAGCUUUUACAAGCCUUGGUUUAGCUCCCUGCCCUACUGCACUCUCAAGUCUUCACGAACAACCCUGGGUGAGUUCACACACACAACCUCACCACAAACCCCUCUCUCACCCUCUACUUCACCCCAAACCCCUCUUUCACCCUCUACCUCACCCCAACGCUACCCCUUCUACAGCCAUCGCAGGACUGGGUCAUGGGACAGUUCAAGGGUUGUUGCCUUGGAAACGGAUAGUGUCAUCGUCAACUCCAAACAGACCAGUGAAGACGAUGUUGAGACACUUGUAUACCGGAUUUCUGAGAUCGAUUCCUCCACCAUAUUGGACAGUAUUAGACUUGCACAACCCUGUUUUCCUCUACACACUCCAGACACACAAGUCGUCACAGAUAUCAAGUCAAAUGAGCUCUCGCGUCUCACCGCUGACCUCUCACAAUCGUCACAACACAGCCAGGUGAUAGGAAGUCCCAGCUGUCAAUCAUACCAAAGCGCCAAUGACAGUGGAGCAUUAGACCCUGAGAAGGUUGUGUGUAAAAUGGAAAGUUUCAUUAAGAGUGCAGUGGUCCCAUUACAACCUCAGAGCCCAUCGAAAGUGGCAGAGAAGGGGCAGAAGGGAAGGAACAAAAUGGACCUGGUGCUGAGUCGACUCCAGCCGACCUUCAGAGUCAACCAUCUGGAUGACGAGAGGAGGGAGAGGACACCCCAGCCUUCCUCUGUCAGCAGAGCAUGUGACAUUAGUGAUGGCACUGACUGUAGUGAAUCUAGCGAUCAAGCAGAGGAGGACAGAAGGGACAGAUGGAGGGAGAAUGAUGGCUUUAUCAAACCUUCAACCUCUUUCUGGGCUGGCAGUGAGCGCACAUCAGAUAUGACGAAGGAAAAUGUUAGAUGUGAACACUCACAAGGUUUAAAAGACAACAAAGAGUCUAGAAACAGAGACCAUCCUCAUGAUAUGGACCUUCCUCAAUUUGAGGCUUACAACGACAAAAGCUUCACUCUACCCAGAAACCAACCUUCUAGUCCAGAGAUCAGCCCAACCAGGCGACAGUUUGAAGCUUACCAAGAGGAGAGGAUCAGUAGAGCCAGAAAGCAACCUCCUCAGAGAGACUUCAGCCCCGUUAGGCAUCAACCCUGGGGCCCCAGCCACUCUGCAAGCCUCCCUGCCUACAGAUCCUCCUCAGGCAGCCCCAGGAACACUUUCUCCGUCUUCCAAUUCAGCCAUGAGGACUCCAAGAACGACAAUGUCUUCCAUUUCAACCACGAAGAUUCCAAGAACCACAAUGUCUUCCAUUUCAACCACGAGGAUUCCAAGAACCACAAUGUCUUCCAUUUCAACCACGAGGAUUCCAAGAACCACAAUGUGUUACUCAGCCCCAGGCUUCCUCAUACGAAGAAGACUACCUUUCUCUGUGAGCCAGGGGAAGGAGGGUUUGGUUCCAGGGUGGGCCAGCGUGGCAGUGAGGGACGUGUGGCCUCCUUCUCCUCCUGUGCUGAUCUCAAAUACGGUCUGGAGGCCGGACGUUCCUUCUCUGUGAGCUCCGUGCUCUCCAGUCGACCUUCUGGUCCUGGACGCAUCUCCACCAGCCCCAGGAUCAGCAGUGUCAGUUACCUCACUGACCCCUCUCUGUCCUUUGGAGAAGAAGUCAUGACUUGGGAUGACCUCCGGGUCAAAGGUGAUUGGAUAAUACCAAUGUGGGACACACACACAACCACUAGCCACAAAACCACUGGUGACAGCCAAGCUGUAAAAACCACAGGUGACAGCCAAGCUGUAAAUAACUGGUCCGUCAUUAGUGACCAGACCUCCAAAAAUGAGCGUCAUGCAACCACCCCUCCAUCCCCUCUCUGGUCCCCAGCCUCCAGACGCAUAUCUCGCCCCACCAGCUCCUCCUACCCUGCCUCCACCUCCCCCACAGACCGCAGGGUGUCACAGAACAGUCUGUCCCCCAGGGGGCGCUUGCCCUCCAGGGGCUACGUCUCCAGCCUGGCUGCCUUCGAGGAGUCCGACUCAGACUCAGCCUUUGACAUGGACUCUGACACAACCACAGACGAUGAAUACUGCCUGCCAGGUGACAGCGGCGAGAAGGAAACAGAACUGUGAGAGGAGACAAUGUAUAGUCUAAAGUGGGUCUGUCUGUCUCCUUUUGGUUUCCUCACAUAGAAAGGAAACCUCUUAAGCUACCAUCUGAUUCAGAGAGGUUGGGUUAAAUGCGGAAGACACAGUUGGUUUGAAUGCGUUCAGUUGUGCAACUGACCAGGUAUCCCCUUCCCUUUCCCUGUUUAUGAACAGUAAAAACAGACUUCAUUUGGUGUCCAUGACAGUAAGUAAGACUGCACUGUCAGAGUGAACAUAAUAUCAUAUCACAGGUUAAAUGUGAUGGUGCUCAUGUCAUCCUGGUACUCAAAGAGCAGCUUAUCACAUGAGCUCACCACAUCCAAGACCAUGGCUCUUUGUUUGUUUUGUCACAGGCUGCUCCGAUAUUGACCUCUCACUUGACAUGUGCUGAUAUUUGUUAAAUGAUCGGUGGGAAGUGUACACUGAGUGUACAAAACAUGAGUUUACCUCCCUUUUUUCCUCACCUGGAAAGAGCAGGUGGAAAGAGCAGGUGUUCAUAAUGUUUUCCACACUCAGUGUACAUGCUGGGUUGACUGUACUACUUUAUCAGCUACACAAAAUGAGUUAACAAUUGGCUCUGUAAAGCUAUUCUAUCCUGUUCUGAUCAGGGCCUGUAUUCACAAAGCAUCCCGAAGUAGGAGUGCUGAUCUAGGAUCAGGUCCCUCCCGGUACAUAUGAUUGUAUUCAUUGUGAUCUGAAAGCCACAACUGAUCCUAGAUCAACACUCCUACACAGACUCCUUGUGAAUACAGGCCCUGUUGUGGUUGAGCCCUGCACCUGAUGAGAGGUAUAUCUACCAUCAUUAGAGUGCGUGGCGUCUACAUUUAAUUGCUGCUCAUCAACAGGCUUUAAGAUAACAUCCUAUAUGAUAUACAGGGUAAAUAUCUUUGAGCGUUUUUGUUGUCAUGGGAAUGAUUGUUUGCGUUUCUUUUUUGGUUAUCCUUGAAGGCUUUUCGUGAAAUGCUUAUGUAUACAUUAUAAACAGAUCAUUGUUCUGCAA